GUGGUUGCCAAACGCAAAGAAAAACAUUCGACAUUACAGAAAACAAAAACUAUAAAAAAAAUCUUAAUUAAUAAAAUAAAAUAUUCAGAGAGAGAGGGAGAGAGAUCGAGAGGGAUGGUGAAGGAAGAACAAUGGGCACCAGUAAUAGUAAUGUUAAUAUCAAGUGUUGCAAUGGGAUCAGUGAACGCUCUCGUUAAGAAAGCACUUGAUGUUGGUGUUAACCAUAUGAUCUUUGGUGCUUAUAGAAUGGCUAUUUCUGCUCUAAUCUUGGUUCCGUUUUCUUUCAUUUGGGAGAGGAAAACAAGGCCACAGCUAACGCUCAUGCUUUUGUGCGAACAUUUCAUCAGCGGAUUACUUGGGGCAAGUUUGAUGCAGUUUUUCUUUUUACUUGGACUAUCGUACACGUCAGCAACUGUUUCGAUGGCUCUAGUUAGCAUGUUACCUGCUAUCACCUUUGCGUUAGCCCUUAUUUUCAGGAUAGAGAAUGCGCAAAACCUGAAGAGCAAAGCAGGUGUGCUCAAAGUAAUGGGAACCCUAAUUUGCAUAAUGGGAGCUAUGUUAUUGACAUUUUACAAAGGCCCAGAGUUAUCAAAUCCGCAUUCUCAUCCACGAGCUCUUCACAACAACAACAACACGUUACAUAACAAUGGUUACGACCAAACAAAAAAAUGGCUUCUAGGCUGUCUUUAUUUGGUCAUUGGGACAGUGUUGUUGUCUCUAUGGAUGUUGUUUCAAGGGAAAUUAAGCUUUAAGUAUCCUGGAAAUAAAUUCUCAAGCACUUGUCUCAUGUCAGUCUUUGCUUCAUUUCAAUGUGCUAUUUUGAGUCUUUACAAGAGUAGAGACGUCAAAGAUUGGAUCAUCGAAGAUAAAUUCGUCAUUUUCAUCACCCUUUACGCUGGAAUAGUGGGACAAGCGAUGUCGACAGUGGUAACGUCAUGGUCCAUAAAAAUGACAGGAGCAGUUUUCGUCUCAACAUUCAGCCCCGUCAGUCUCGUCGCGGCUACCUUAUUCGACUUCCUCAUCUUACACUCUCCUUUAUACCUCGGCAGCAUACUUGGAUCACUAGUGACUAUAACAGGCCUCUACGUGUUUCUUUGGGGAAGGAAGAUUGAGACAGAUCAGUCUGUUUCGACGACUUUGAACAGUUCCCAGUUUUGUCAGAAUAAUGAAAACGAAGACCAUGUAAUAACAAAUCAUAAGGAUACUAAUUUGCCCGUUUGACAUAUUAUAUAUAGAGGUAGAUAUAUAUUGGCUAUCAUAAUCGUGAUAGUACUGUCAUUGAUCAGCUCUAUAUUGUAAGACUUAUGUUCUUAUGUAUUUCCAACUUAUUCGGAGCUAGUGUGAUAGUUUAAUUCACUCCAAAGAAUUAAAGAUAAUUACUCAAU
Molecule: messenger RNA, 1385 nt
Organism: Arabidopsis arenosa
Lineage: Eukaryota; Viridiplantae; Streptophyta; Magnoliopsida; Brassicales; Brassicaceae
Source: the annotation of a GenBank genome assembly